GUCUGGACUUCCUCAGGAAGCGGGAAGAACCUGUCACUCAACCUGACGUGCUGCCAGCCUGUGCUGCUGUUCUCAAUGGCACCUGGCAUGCUGAUUGCCACAGCCUGUCGAUCGAAGAUUGCGCCAAGCACUACACGGAUUGGGGCCUGUUUUACAAGAUUCAGUGUGGCGUGUCCUCGUCGAGUUUGUCUUGCAUGGCAAUUGGAGUCAAGUGUGAUGAGAAGCAGGAGGUAGAGAUGACAUGGUUCAAAGGUGCCAAUGGCCAGGUGUGCAACAGCGUGUGCGCGGACAACGGCUUUCCAGAUGGCUGCGACAAGGAGAAAAUGGCGGAGCUGACAACAAAUGAGAAAGUGGCGGCUGCAUUCAAGAUGGCUGGCUACACCUGCAGAAGUUUCCACGGGGCCCGCAAUUAUGCCGGAACUCCCUUUUCUAAGGCCACUCCCAAUGACGAUUGUGCACCAUGGACGGCUGGCACGCCUGCCAGCAGCAUCAACUGCAAUGCCAACAGUUACGGUCACCAUGCUCCCUUGUGCGCCUGCAAAGCUGCAGAAGAGGUGACCGAGCAGGCGGUCAUUGUUGGAAACUGGUUCAAAGCAAAGAUGGGCCAAGCUUGCAAUUCAGUUUGCAAAAGCAACGGUUUCAGCACUUGCGACAAGAAAAAAAUGGCGGAGCUGACAACAAAUGAGAAAGUAGCAGCUGCUUUCAAGGAGACUGGCUACACUUGCAAAAGCUUCCAUCCGCCACGGAAUUAUGCAGGCGCUCCCUUCUCUUGUGCCCGUGACAAUGAUGAUUGUGCGCCGUUCACGCCUGGAACGCCUGCUAGCAACAUCAACUGCGAUGGCACCAGGUACGGCAACAUUGCUCCGCUGUGUGCCUGCAAGUGA
Messenger RNA from Symbiodinium pilosum, 884 nucleotides. The record is from the annotation of a GenBank genome assembly. Lineage: Eukaryota; Dinophyceae; Suessiales; Symbiodiniaceae.